Molecule: messenger RNA, 1058 nt
Organism: Salvia miltiorrhiza (redroot sage)
Lineage: Eukaryota; Viridiplantae; Streptophyta; Magnoliopsida; Lamiales; Lamiaceae
Product: calcium-binding protein KIC
Exons: 1
Coding region: 584-958 (124 amino acids)
Molecular function (GO): calcium ion binding
Source: RefSeq, a predicted model, not a curated record
ACAAAUACAUAUAGUAAAACAUAAGAUUCGGACAAAUCACAUCACAGUAGUUUAGUAAAUCGAACAAUACUCAUGACUCGCACGUCGGUCAUAUGUGACUGUGUGUAAAAAUAAUUAAUGAGGUAAAAACAUAGGACAAAUAAUAGCCCAUAUUAUAUGGUCCCAAAAUAAUGAGAGAGGAAGCUUCUUGGAAGGUACAGAAACAAUAGAACAAAUAAGCAAUUCCUCAUGAGUCACAAGUCAUGAUAUACAGCAACCCCACUCCACCUCGAAUAGCACCUUCCUCGAAAAAUCCCUCAUUUUGGAACCAAAUGCCAAUUGGAACUAUACCCAAAUAUUUCAAUAAAUCUCCAAAAUUGUAGCAUAAAGUCCGUGUGAAGACUUGACAACUCGAGGCAGCCAUCAAAACAUUUACUAUUAACAAAAUAAAAAUAAUCAAAAAAAUUCAGCCGCUCAUUCUUGCGAAAUUAUUUAAUCAUCGGUGAGUGCCUACCAUAUCACCAACACCUUACAUUACAAUUUACAAGACUAGUACUACUCUUUAUAAAGGGUCAUCACAAAUAUAAAAUAAAAUUGAGUAUUGAUGGCUGCUUCGAAUCCUAUGAAAAUGGAACAAAAUUCCGAGUACGAAGACUUGUUGCCGGUGAUGGUGGACAAGCUCGAUGGCGACGCCUUCGUGGCGGAGCUGUGCGGCGGAUUCCGGCUGCUGGCGGAUCCGAGCAAGGGGCUGAUCACGGCGGCGAGCUUGCAGAAGAAUUGCGCGCUUCUAGGGUUGGAAGGGAUGAGCAGAGACGACGCGGAGGCGAUGGUGCAGGAAGGCGAUCUCGACGGCGAUGGAGCUCUCAAUCAAACGGAAUUUUGCAUUCUGAUGGUCAGACUCAGCCCUGGGAUGAUGGAGGAUGCUCAGACCUGGCUUGAUAAGGCCAUUCAAGGAGAGUUGCACAAAUCCUCUUCUUGAAUCUUCCUUUUUGUAUUUAAUUUACAAACCUAUUUUGUAUGUAUGCAUUUGUACUAAUUAUUCAUGAAAUCACUUGAUCAUUCAGCUGCUGCUUUGAUUA